Molecule: messenger RNA, 888 nt
Organism: Aegilops tauschii subsp. strangulata
Lineage: Eukaryota; Viridiplantae; Streptophyta; Magnoliopsida; Poales; Poaceae
Source: RefSeq, a predicted model, not a curated record
AUGGACCAAGAGUACACGCCAGCAGACGACCCUGGCUCGUUCCUCGGAGAAAGUUGGGAAGAAGAGGCACUAGGAGUUGAGGCCUUCCAGGAGACGACGGGGAACCACGACGACCACGCCUGCAACAACAACUACAGGAUCGGAUCGAGGCACCGGACGCCGCCGCCCGGAGACGCCACCCCGUCGCCGCCCAGGCGCACGUCCCCGUCGCCAACCCCAACCGCCUCGCCGGACCGCCUCGCUUCCUCCCCGACGUGCUCCAUCGACACCUCGACGCCACCCCGAACCGCUGUUGCCGAGCGCCAUCCACCCGGAGCUCCCCCGCCGCCGCCUGUCGUCUUCAUCCUCCUCCGCGACCCCCACUGCCACUCCCCUACACCACUCGGUGAGGGUCACGCCCUCUCCUCUCUCCCUUGUCCCGUGCACGCUACGGCGCCGUCGCCCCCCUGCAGCUCUCAACCACGCCCCGCGUCCUCCCGUAGCCGACAUCGCGCCCCGACCGCGGUCACCCCGCGCUGGCCGCACCCAGCGUGCGCGCCCGGCCCGCGCCUGCCGCCUACUAACCUCACCGGCCCCGCCCCUCUCGUGCUCACCCCCACGUGCUCGUUGGUGCCCUGCUCCUCUACUCCCGCGCCGCGCCUCGCAACCUCCGAGCCUCGCUGUAGCUCCGCAUGCUGCAUGCCGCCGACGCGCCGCCACGCUCGCCAGCUUCCGCGCGCGCCGCACUCCCGCACCUCCCGGACCCCCCUGCUGGCCGCGCCAUGGCCGGCCCCAACGCACCGCCCCGGCCCCUGCACCCUGCUGUCCACUUUGCUCGAGCCCCGCCUCGUCGUGGCCUCCCUGCAGCCGCUGCUGCUCGCCCCUCCGCCCCCGACCACUGCUCCGUAG